Malurus melanocephalus (red-backed fairy wren) is the source of this 940-nucleotide messenger RNA. Its product is annotated as epidermal growth factor receptor kinase substrate 8-like. The record is from RefSeq and is a predicted model, not a curated record. Gene Ontology annotation, cellular component: vesicle; ruffle membrane; plasma membrane. Gene Ontology annotation, molecular function: actin binding. The transcript has 9 exons. NCBI's taxonomy places the organism in Eukaryota, Metazoa, Chordata, Aves, Passeriformes, Maluridae. The coding region runs from base 173 to 940 and encodes 255 amino acids. Gene Ontology annotation, biological process: Rho protein signal transduction; positive regulation of ruffle assembly; regulation of Rho protein signal transduction.
UUCGCCGCGGCUGCUCCGGUGACCGGCGCCCGCCCCGCUCCCGCACUUUGUUGGCGGCGCGGAGCGGAGCCCCCCUCGGCCGCCCCUGCCCGGAGCCCCGCGGCCACCGCCGGUCCCGGGCCGGGAGGAGGACUCGGGAGAAGGUCGUUUCUUCCAGUGAGUGACAGUAAGAAUGAAUGGACACAUAUCAAACACCCCUCCCGGUGGAUACGGAAGUUACUUUCCUCAAAUGAAUGGCUAUGGCUCCCCAACGYUUGCUCAGGCAGAGAGGGAGCAGAAUUCAAGAACAAGUGCAAAAGCUCUCUAUGAACAAAGGAAGAAUUAUGCACGAGACAGUGUCAGCAGCGUGUCUGAAACGUCACAGUAUCACGUCGAGCACUUGACCACCUUUGUUCUGGACCGAAAAGAGGCAAUGAUUACGGUGGAUGAUGGAAUAAGGAAGCUGAAAUUGUUGGAUGCCAAAGGCAAAGUGUGGACUCAAGACAUGAUUCUUCAAGUGGAUGACAAAGCUGUCAGUUUGGUGGACUUGGAAUCAAAGAAUGAACUGGAGAAUUUUCCUUUAAGCACAAUUCAGCAUUGCCAAGCUGUGAUGAAUGCAUGCAACUACAAUUCAAUUCUGGCACUAAUAUGUAAAGAACCAACCCAAAACAAGCCUGAUUUGCAUUUUUUCCAGUGUGAUGAAAUUAAGGCUACCUUUAUUCAUGAAGAUAUUGAAAGUGCAAUCAGUGACAGCAAAAGUGGGAAACAAAAGAAGAGGCUUGAAACGCUGAGGAUGAUUUCAAAAGCCGACAGUGCCAUCCCACCACCCCCACGGGCGCCUGCCCCCGUGCCCCCAGGGACCAUCACACAGGUGGACGUGCGGAGCCGCGUGGCAGCGUGGUCAGCGUGGGCRUCGGAGCAGGGCGAGUGUGAGUAUGGCUCUGGUUUUUUACAUCCCUAA